AUGACCACUUUGUUUCACGACAUGAUCCACAAGGAAAUUAAAGUUUAUAUGGAUGAUGUCAUCAUCAAAUCAAAGAGGGGAUCAAAUCAUCUAGAUGAUCUGCAAAAGUUCUUUGCUAGGCUACGCAAGUAUAACUUGAAGUUGAAUCCUGCAAAAUGUGUAUUUGGGGUUCCUGCUGGAAAGCUCUUGGGUUUUAUUGUCAGCCGCCGAAGUAUAGAACUGGAUACAUCGAAAAUCAAAGCCAUUCGUGAUCUACCUUCGCCGAAGAGUAAGAAAGAGCUGUUGAAGAAGGAUGAUGCGGUAAAAUGGGCAGACAAAUGUCAACAAGCGUUUGACAAAAUCAAAGAUUACUUGUCCAAUCCACCUGUGUUGGUUCCACCGGAAUCUGGUAGACCAUUGUUGCUAUACAUAUCAGUGUUGGAUAAUGCUUUCAGCUGCAUUUUGGGGCAACAUUAUGAGACUGGAAAGAAAGAGCAGGCGAUAUAUUACAUGAGUAAGAAGUUUACAUCAUAUGAGGCUCGAUAUUCUCUAUUGGAGCGUAUCUGUUGUGCCUUAACUUGGAUCGCCCAGAAGCUACGACACUACCUCUCCUCGCAUACUACUUAUUUGAUUUCAAGGAUGGACCCUCUGAAGUAUAUCUUUCAAAAGCCCAUGCCUACAGGUAAACUGGCUAAAUGGCAGAUAUUACUAAGCGAGUUCGACAUAGUGUAUGUUACACAGAAGGCAGUGAAGGCACAGGCUUUAGCAGAUCAUAUGGCGGAGAACCCUGUAGAUGAUGAUUAUAGACCGUUGAAGACUUACUUCCCAGAUGAGGAAAUAGCUUUUGUUGGGGAAGACAUUUCUGAAGAAUAUGACGGUUGGAGGAUGUUCUUUGAUGGAGCUAAGAACUUGAGCGGAUCCGGCAUCGGAGCUGUUUUGAUCUCACCAACUGGGCAACAUUAUCCGGUAUCAGCCAAAUUCAGGUCUGAGGCGAAGGCUACCAAGAAUCGGAAGUUAUUACCAUACUUGAAGUGCGUGCAUAGGCUGUGCAAAAGGUUCAUCAAAGCAGAAUUCAAACAUGUGCCAAGGAUCCACAACGAAUUCGCAGAUGCCUUAGCCACCUUGUCUUCCAUGAUUCAACAUCCCGAUCAUAAUUACAUUGAUCCUAUUUACAUCCACAUAUACGAGCAACCAGCAUAUUGUUUUCAUGUUGAGGAAGAGCCUGAUGGAAAGCCUUGGUACGAUGACAUUCGAGGAUAUUUGAAGAACGGUGAGUAUAUAGAUGAUGCAACAAGGGUACAAAAGCGUACAAUUCGGAGGAGGACUCCUGAUUUGGGGUUGCUAAGGUGUGUCGAAGCUGGAGAAGCCAACAGGUUGAUUGAAGAGAUACAUGCAGGAACAUGUGGUCCUCACAUGAAUGGCUUUACACUGGCGAAGAAGAUCUUGAGAUCGGGAUAUUUCUGGCUAACUAUAGAGACAGACUGUAUCCGCUAUGUUCAAAAAUGUCACCAAUGUCAGACUCAUGCAGAUAUGAUCAGAGUUCCCUCUAACGAGUUCCAUGUUACUAGUUCACUGUGGCCCUUUGCAGCUUGGGGUAUGGACGUCAUUGGUCUAAUCGAGCCAGCGGCAUCCAAUGGACAUAGAUUCAUUUUGGUUGCAAUUGACUACUUCACCAAAUGGGUCGAAGCCACCUCUUACAAAUCAGUGACAAAGAAGGUUGUGGAUGACUUUGUCAAAAAUAAUAUUAUCUGUAGGUUCGGGAUUCCUGAGUCAAUCAUCACUGACAAUGGAACCAACCUAAAUAGUGAUUUGAUGAGAUCAUUGUGUGAGAAGUUCAAGAUUAAUCACCAAAAUUCUACAGCAUAUAGACCACAGAUGAAUGGACUUGUUGAGGCUGCAAACAAGAACAUCAAGAGGAUAUUGCGCAAGAUGAUCGAUAAUCACAAACAUUGGCAUGAAAAGUUACCCUUUGCAUUGCUGGGAUAUCGUACAACCAUCAGAACUUCUAUUGGGGCUACGCCUUAUUUUCUGGUAUAUGGUAAUGAAGCUGUGAUACCUACCGAAGUGGAAAUACCAUCUCUAAGGAUUAUUCAAGAAGCGGAGUUGGAUGAUGCUAAAUGGAUACAAAUUCGGGCCGAAAAUCUUGCAUUGAUAGAUGGAAGAAAGAUUAACGCAGUUUGUCAUGGUCAACUCUAUCAAAAUAGAAUGGCCAGAGCUUUCAACCAAAAGGUUAGACCCAAACAUUUCUCACCUGGGCAACUGGUUCUGAAGCGGAUUUUUCCAAACCAAAAUGAAGCAAAGGGUAAAUUCUCGCCAAACUGGCAGGGUCCAUACAUAGUCUCUCGGGUAUUAACAGGCGGAGCCCUCAUACUUCCAGAAAUGGAUGGAGAAGUUUGGCCCAAACCCAUCAACUCAGAUGCUGUGAAGAGAUAUUACAUCUAA
Solanum stenotomum is the source of this 2421-nucleotide messenger RNA. RefSeq lists its product as uncharacterized. Gene Ontology annotation, biological process: DNA integration. The record is from RefSeq and is a predicted model, not a curated record. The transcript has 4 exons. Bases 1 to 2421 code for a protein of 806 amino acids. NCBI's taxonomy places the organism in Eukaryota, Viridiplantae, Streptophyta, Magnoliopsida, Solanales, Solanaceae. Gene Ontology annotation, molecular function: nucleic acid binding.